AUGGGUCGGUUAGUAGAAGCUAUCAUUGCUUCGAUAUUAUUGUCUUUGUGUUUUACAAUAACAAAGUCAGCUCCAAAAUCUGCUCUCAUUACCAAUCUUCCUGGUUUCAACGGCACUUUUCCAUCUAAACACUAUGCCGGGUAUGUGGCAAUAGAUAAACAUCGUAAUAAGAAUCUAUGGUAUUACUUUGUGGAAUCUGAGAGAAAUGCUUCGGUAGAUCCAGUUGUGCUUUGGCUUAAUGGUGGUCCAGGUUGCUCUAGCAUGGAUGGAUUUGUCUACGAGCACGGUCCAUUCAAUUUCGAACCAAAAAAGAAGAACUCACAUCUUUUGCAUCUCAAUCCUUAUAGUUGGUCCAAGGUGUCCAACAUCAUAUACCUUGACUCUCCAGUUGGUGUGGGAUUCUCUUACUCAAAUGACAACGCCGAUUAUACAACUGAUGAUACAAAAACCGCGUCUGAUACUCACACAUUCCUUCUCGAGUGGUUUAAAAUGUUUCCGGAGUUUCAGUCAAAUCCGUUCUUUAUAUCAGGAGAAUCAUAUGCUGGUAUCUAUGUGCCAACUCUUGCGGCCGAGGUUGUCAAAGGUCACAAGAAUGUGACAAAGCCGGUUAUCAACUUCAAGGGAUAUUUGGUGGGUAAUGGUGUUACCGAUGAGGUGUUUGAUGGUAAUGCUCUUGUUCCCUUCACUCAUGGCAUGGGACUCAUCUCUGAUGAACUCUAUGAGGAAACUAAAUUAGUGUGCAACGGAACAUACUAUACCGGCGGCCAGUCAGGAGUGAGUAAAGAAUGUGCUGGCAAACUUAAAACAGUGUCAGAUACUGUGAACUUAUUGAACUUAUAUAACAUUCUAGAACCGUGCUACCACGGAACAUCUCUAUCCGCCUUAGAUAUCGAGUUUCUGCCUAAGAGUCUCCUUACUCUAGGCAAAACAGAAAAGCCAAUGGCGGUGAGAAAGAGAAUGUUUGGUCGUGCAUGGCCUCUAGGUGCCGUUGUGCGUCCAGGCAUUGUACCUAGUUGGUCUCAACUCCUCGCUGGCUUUGGUGUUCCUUGCAUUGACGAUACAGUUGCGACCAAAUGGCUAAACGAUCCAGCUGUAAGGAAAGCGGUUCAUGCUAAAGAGGAAAAAGCGAUUGGAAAUUGGGAGUUAUGUUCAAGCAACCUCGAAUAUAGGCACGACACCGGUAGCAUGAUCGAAUACCAUAGAAACCUCACUCUUAGUGGCUUUCGAGCUCUCAUUUUCAGUGGAGAUCAUGAUAUGUGUGUACCAUAUACUGGCUCUGAAGCAUGGACUAAGGCAAUGGGAUACAAAGUGGUUGAUGAAUGGAGGCCAUGGAUGUCAAAUAACCAAGUCGCCGGGUUUACACAAGGGUAUGCCAAUAAUCUCACAUUUCUAACCAUCAAGGGUGCAGGACAUACCGUUCCAGAAUACAAACCGCGUGAAUCUUUGGACUUCUAUAGUCGUUUCCUAGCAGGAGAAAAGAUAUAG
This is a messenger RNA of Arabidopsis thaliana (thale cress), 1485 nucleotides long. It is a transcript of the gene scpl21, whose product is annotated as serine carboxypeptidase-like 21. Gene Ontology annotation, cellular component: extracellular region. Gene Ontology annotation, molecular function: serine-type carboxypeptidase activity. The transcript has 13 exons. Gene Ontology annotation, biological process: proteolysis. NCBI's taxonomy places the organism in Eukaryota, Viridiplantae, Streptophyta, Magnoliopsida, Brassicales, Brassicaceae. The record is from RefSeq and is marked reviewed. The coding region runs from base 1 to 1485 and encodes 494 amino acids.